Molecule: messenger RNA, 1750 nt
Organism: Musa acuminata AAA Group (dessert banana)
Lineage: Eukaryota; Viridiplantae; Streptophyta; Magnoliopsida; Zingiberales; Musaceae
Product: probable magnesium transporter NIPA4
Exons: 9
Coding region: 263-1318 (351 amino acids)
Biological process (GO): magnesium ion transport
Cellular component (GO): membrane
Molecular function (GO): magnesium ion transmembrane transporter activity
Source: RefSeq, a predicted model, not a curated record
ACGGUCCUCCGUUCCAAUCCUCUUCAAUUAAUCUCUCUCUCUCUCUCUGCGGGUAGUUUGUCCACGCGACUCCGUCCAGUGCCGCCAGAUCUGAGGGUAGGGGGAAGACAUCGAUCCGCCGCAUGCAUUACCGGCCACGCGACCGGAUCUAGUGGCGGGGGAUCCCCGCCCGCCGAUCGCUGCCAUGGGCGAUCUCGAAGAGCCGACGGGUGGGGAACUGGAGGUAGUGGUGGUCUAGCUAGGGUUCUUGAUUUGGCUCGGGAUGGCGCCCGCCACCGCGGCGUCCGGAGGGAGCUGGGUUGAGUCGGAUAGCGGCAUGUCCUCCGAUAACAUCAAGGGUUUGGUCCUCGCGUUGUCCUCGAGCUUCUUCAUCGGUGCCAGUUUUAUCGUCAAGAAGAAGGGGUUGAAGAAGGCUGCCGCUUCCGGUGUCAGAGCAGGAGCAGGUGGUUAUGCAUACUUGUAUGAACCACUGUGGUGGGCAGGCAUGAUAGCAAUGGUUGUUGGGGAAGUUGCUAACUUUGCAGCAUAUGCAUUUGCUCCAGCUAUUCUGGUCACUCCUCUUGGUGCUCUUAGCAUAAUCAUCAGUGCUGUACUUGCACAUAUCAUUUUAAGGGAAAGGCUACAUAUAUUUGGCAUUUUUGGCUGCAUUCUCUGUGUUGUGGGAUCCACAACAAUUGUUCUCCAUGCCCCUCAGGAGCGUGAGAUCGUGUCUGUAACGGAAGUCUGGGAUUUGGCAACUGAACCAGCUUUUCUAUUGUAUGCAACAACCGUGCUUGUAGCAGCCUUUAUGCUUAUAUUCCAUUUUGUCCCUCGAUAUGGGCAAACACAUAUAAUGGUCUAUAUUGGUGUUUGCUCUCUUGUAGGGUCUCUCUCGGUUAUGAGUGUUAAGGCUCUUGGAAUUGCUCUGAAGUUGACAUUUUCAGGAAUGAACCAGUUGGUUUAUUCCCAAACCUGGGUAUUCAUGAUCAUAGUAAUUGCAUGUAUCAUUACCCAAAUGAACUAUCUGAACAAGGCACUUGAUACAUUUAACACAGCUGUUGUAUCACCCAUAUACUAUGUGAUGUUUACAUCAUUAACCAUUUUGGCUAGUGUGAUUAUGUUCAAGGAUUGGGAUCGACAAGAUCCCACACAGAUCGUCACAGAGAUGGGUGGCUUCAUCACAAUUCUUUCCGGGACAUUUCUUCUCCACGAGACUAAGGACAUGGCUGAUGGUCUACCGCCAUCAACCUCCGGCCGCCUCCAAAAACAUGCCGACGAGGAUGGCUAUCUCCCUGAAGGCACUCCUCUCCGGCCUCAGGAAUCCUUUCGGCUGCCAUGACAUGCUGCAACAGCACCUCAUCAUCCAUUUUACACGAGCAGAGUUGGAUGAACUUGCAUUCUUUUUACAUGGAAAACUGUAGAUUUUUUAGGCUCCCAAACCAAUAGCAUAGUGUUCAACCCCCACUUAGGCCACUAUACACAGAUAAGCACAUUUGGGGACACAUUUUAACAUACAUGUAAUGCAUCUUCAAUUAUUUAGAAAAUUGGCUCUUGUGAGACAAUGCAGAAGCAUGGAUUAGAAAAAUGAUUCGAAAAAUGAGGAGCACAACUUCGUUAUAGAUAAUGAUUCUUAGGAUAAAUAUAGAUACUUAAGACGAGUACUUUUUGAUCCAUCGGCCUUCCUUCGAAGGGGGCCAGCCUGUGAUAAAGAUUGCACUAUGUUUACAAUAGUAUCUUUUAUUUUCUAAAAGAUGUGAUUAUUAUUGGCCCA